CCCACUGUGAUGGAAGCGACACCAGAGCGGAGGUCCCCUUGAUCAUGAGCUCCAUAAAAGCCUUCUCGGACCACGCUCAGUGUGGAAGGCUGGAAGUGCACCUCGUGGGAGGCUUCAGUGACGACAGGCAGUUGUCACAAAAACUUACUCAUCAGCUUCUUAGUGAAUUUGACAGACAAGAGGAGGACAUUCACUUAGUGACACUGUGUGUGACAGAAUUAAAUGACCGGGAAGAAAACGAAAACCACUUUCCAGUAAUUUAUGGCAUCGCUGUCAACAUUAAGACGGCAGAGAUUUACCGAGCAUCCUUCCCAGAUCGGGGUCCAGAGGAGGAGCUCCGUGCUGCCCGAGCUUUAACAGGAGGACCAAUGAUUAGUAUUUACGACGCAAAGACAGAGCAACUGCGUAUAGGACCGUAUUCCUGGAUGCCCUUUCCACACGUGGAUUUCUGGCUGCAGCAAGACGAUAAGCAAAUACUAGAGAACCUUUCCACUUCGCCUCUGGCUGAGCCGCCCCACUUUGUGGAACAUAUUAGGUCUACCUUGAUGUUUUUAAAAAAACACCCAUCUCCCACCAGCGCACUGUUUCCUGGAAACAAGGCUCUGCUCUACAAAAAGAAUGAAGGUGGCUUAUGGGAAAAGAUCUCUUCUCCAGGAAGCUAAACACGGGAUCACCAAAGAAAGCAACUUGUUGGCCUGACAAAGACCACCGUGGGGGCUGCAAAGAAUGCGCAUCAGAAUCUACAUCUGCUGAGUCUUAGGUCUCCUUCCUUACUGUCCUUCAAAUGACUUUCAAAAUAAAAUCUUAUUUUGGCAAAGGCA
Molecule: messenger RNA, 821 nt
Organism: Leptonychotes weddellii (Weddell seal)
Lineage: Eukaryota; Metazoa; Chordata; Mammalia; Carnivora; Phocidae
Source: RefSeq, a predicted model, not a curated record